Molecule: messenger RNA, 485 nt
Organism: Tinamus guttatus (white-throated tinamou)
Lineage: Eukaryota; Metazoa; Chordata; Aves; Tinamiformes; Tinamidae
Source: RefSeq, a predicted model, not a curated record
AUGCUAGAGCAAGAUAUUGCAGGUCGCCAAAGCAGUCUAAACACUAUGAAUGAAAAAGUGAAGAAGUUCAUGGAAACAGCAGAUCCAUCCACUGCAUCAUCACUGCAAGCUAAAAUGAGUGAGCUUGCAGGACGGUUUUCUGAAGCAAGUAAUAAGCACAAAGAAAAACUUGCAAAAAUGGAGGAGUUGAAGACUAAAGUGGAGUUGUUUGAAGAUCUGUCAGGAAAACUUCAGACAUUUCUAGAUGAGAAAAAUGAGGCUUUCAUUGAGACCGAGGCACUGAGAAAGGAUGUUAGUGAAGUCUCUCAGUAUAUGCAGGAGGCUAGCAUAGAAUUGGCACAACAUAAGAAAGAUCUGGAAGUUCUGCAGCAGCUUCUUGAAGAACUUUCCCUGCAUGCUCUUCCUGGGGAUAAAGCUGUGGUACUAGAAAAAGUAACUGCUUUGUCAAAGAAAUUCAGAGAGGUAGAGGAGACGUUAAAGGAAAA